CGACCGUAUGGUGUGUCACUGUUGGAGAAUUAUGUGUAUGUUACUAGUUGGAGGGAUGAUACAAUUAAGAAAAUAAAUAGAUUUAACAGCCAUAAUGUCACUGAAUUUCACACAAAUUUCUCCGAACCAAUGCAUGUACAUGUGUUUCAUCGACAAAGACAACCAGAUGUUGAUCAUCCCUGUGGCACUUCAAAUGGUGGCUGUCAACACAUAUGCAUUCCACUAUGGGAAGAUAAAAAACCUGUUGCUUCAUGUCGUUGCCAGCCGGGACAUAUACUUGGCCCUGGAGGCUCUUGUGUAGAACGUGAACUACAUGCCUUUCUGAUAUAUGCUAAAGGUCGGCCUGGAAUGAUAAAAGGAAUUUCUCUAGAUGAGCCAGAUUCAUCAGAGGUCAUGGUACCCAUCACGUCUCUUACUCGUCCUACAACUCUUGAUUUUGAUGUCAGAACUCAGUUCAUUUAUUAUGCUGAUAUUCAAAGGUUUGUGAUAGAGCGACAGAGUUUAGAUGGAACAAAGAAAGAGCCAGUAGUGACAUCUGCUGUAUUAAAUGUAGAGGGCUUGGCAGUUGACUGGAUGGGACGCAAUAUCUACUGGACUGAUGAGGGUGUAUCAUCCAUAUUUGUAUGCUCAAUGGAAGACUCAGAAAAGCGUAAAAUGCUUCUUCAUGGGAACUUGACCAAUGCUAGAGCUAUUGUUUUAAAUCCGGGUGAAGGUUACAUGUACUGGACAGUGUGGCAAUUUAGUGUUGGUGAUGAAGGGCUUAUUGAGAGGGCUUGGAUGGAUGGUACAAACAGGGAGCCUUUCAUUACCACAGGACUUCAGUGGCCAAAUGGUUUAACAGUAGACUUUGCAGAGCGUCACCUUUACUGGUGUGAUGGCUAUCAUAAUGUUAUAGAAAGAGUAAACCUUGAUGGAACUGGAAGAGAGGUGAUGUUGCGAGAAGAUGUACUGAAUCAUCCGUAUGGCCUAGCUUACCAUAAUGGGUUUAUAUACUGGUCAGAAUUCCAGAAUGGCACAAUCAAACGCGUUAACCUUGGUAGUCAAGAUGCCCCAGAGAAGCUCCGAGUAGAAAACCCAUAUAUUUUUGAACUGAAAGUUUUUACUAAUACUAGUCAGAGUGAUAGUAAUGAAUGUACAAAUGGAAGCAUGCAUUGUGAUCAUUUGUGCCUUGCCACUCCAGAGGGUCCUCAUUGUGAUUGUGCAACGGGUUUUGAGCAAGAUUCUCAAAAUCCUAGUCUAUGUCAUCCCAUCACAAACUUUACACAGCCUACCUUUUGUAAUGAAGAUCAGUUUCAGUGUAAGAAAAAUCUGCGCUGCAUUGAUGAAAGAUAUUUAUGUGAUGGUGACAAUGACUGUCUAGACAACAGUGAUGAAGAUAUGUCUCCUGGAGGUAUCUGUGAGGCUGCUCAGUGCCAUGAGGACAUGUUCAAGUGUGGAAACAACCAUUGUAUUGACGCUUAUUGGGUCUGUGAUGGUGAUAGAGAUUGUGAAGAUGGAUCUGAUGAGAGCCCUGAGGAGUGUACACUUCCUCAGUGUCCAGACAAUAAAUUCAGGUGUCAUAAAUCAGGUCGCUGUAUUGCUUCAUCGUGGGUUUGUGACAUUGAUAAAGACUGUGGUCCUGAUGAUGAUUCAGAUGAGCACCAAGGCUGCAGUAAGUUUCAUAGGUAACUUUUAUGAGUAAAUGCAUAUCUGUCAAAAUUUCAAGCUUGCUUACAAAUACAGGCGGCCCGAGGUUAACAGCGCAAUCGCUCUGCGGCGAAUCGGUUUUAUGGCUGUUGUCAAAAAUAUUCAUUAAAAAAUAAGGCAUUUUAAGGUAUUUUUACGGCACAAUUUUCGGUCAACAGUGCCGCU
Molecule: messenger RNA, 1851 nt
Organism: Macrobrachium nipponense
Lineage: Eukaryota; Metazoa; Arthropoda; Malacostraca; Decapoda; Palaemonidae
Product: prolow-density lipoprotein receptor-related protein 1-like
Exons: 10
Coding region: 130-1668 (512 amino acids)
Biological process (GO): receptor-mediated endocytosis
Cellular component (GO): plasma membrane; signaling receptor complex; apical plasma membrane
Molecular function (GO): hormone binding; protein binding
Source: RefSeq, a predicted model, not a curated record